Molecule: messenger RNA, 1888 nt
Organism: Aphis gossypii (cotton aphid)
Lineage: Eukaryota; Metazoa; Arthropoda; Insecta; Hemiptera; Aphididae
Product: actin-histidine N-methyltransferase-like
Exons: 9
Coding region: 314-1798 (494 amino acids)
Biological process (GO): peptidyl-lysine dimethylation; peptidyl-lysine trimethylation; positive regulation of transcription by RNA polymerase II
Molecular function (GO): histone H3K4 methyltransferase activity; protein-L-histidine N-tele-methyltransferase activity; protein binding
Source: RefSeq, a predicted model, not a curated record
GAUACUCAAUAUUGAGUAUACUUAAGAGGCACCAUACUCAGUAUGAGUUUGGUAGUUUACUAGUAUAAUAUUACUCUUAUAUUAUAGUCUGUAGUUGUAUUAUAGAAUUCUAAGUCAUUUUUGUAUUUACUAUUAUUUAUUACUUACCUUCAUUCUACUGUUCUGUUUAUUUUGUAGUACUUAUUCAUUUUUUAUUUUUAUAUACUACUUACAACUUGUUAAGUACAAUUAGGUACCCUAGAAUUCUAAAAUAAAUCUUUAAAAUUGUAUUCUGUUUAUUAAUUAUUGAAGUUAAAAAGUCUUGAAUAUAGAUAUGGAAAAAAAAGGCAAGAACACUAGUCAAAAGAAGAAUCUUGCUAAAAUGCAAACCGUGAAAUUGAAUGAUUGUAGAGUAGUGGUAUUAAAGCUGGUGGAUGAAUUACUCGACGCAACGAGUAUGAUGUCCAAUUCCCCAUCAAUCAAAGAACAAUGGUCCAUACAUUUGGUGAUUGUCAACCUAUUGUCCAAGAUUAAUCAGCUUGAAGCAGAGUUUGAUUUGAAACCCUUGUCUCAGAGAAAUGAUCAAUCCAUUGAGAAGUUGACUAAAUGGGCCACAAAAAAUGGUGCUAUUCUUAAUGGAGUAGAAAUUCAUCAAUUUGAAAAUAAUGAGUAUGGUAUGAAAGCUACUAAGAAUAUUGCUGUUGGUGAUACGCUUGUGACUGUACCUAGAGCGUUGAUGAUGACUGAAGAAAGUAUACCAUCAUCUCCACUAUGGAAAUUGCACUCGCAAGACAUGAUGCUACGUAAUAUGCCAAAUGUGGCCCUGGCAAUAUUCAUUUUAGUCGAAUCUUUGCGAAAAGAUAAGAAAAGUUUUUGGCAUUCAUAUUUAACUUCGUUGCCAGUUACAUACUCAACUCCAGUAUAUUUCAAUGUAGCUGAUCUAGAAGCUUUAAAAGGAUCGCCUGCAUUUGAAGCAGCACUGAAACUUAAUAGAAAUAUAGCUCGACAAUAUGCAUACUUCAAAAAACUGUUUCAGCUGUCCAAUGAUCCAGCUAGUGUGAUAUUAAAAGAUACGUUUACUUAUGAGUAUUAUAGGUGGGCAGUGUCGACGCUGAUGUCACGCCAGAAUACAGUUCCUAAUUCUGAUAAUCCGACCGAAAAUGUUAGUGCACUCAUACCAAUUUGGGACAUGUUCAACCACCGCAGUGGAAGACUUUCGACCGAAUUCGUCAAGUCGAGCAACUCGUGCGUGUGCUACGCCGACGGCGACUUCGCGGCCGAAGACCAAGUGUUCAUAUUCUACGGGGUGCGCACCAACGCCGACUUCCUGGUGCACAACGGGUUCGUGUAUCCGGAUAACGAGCACGACGCCGUGAAGAUAAGGCUGGGCGUCUCCCGGUCCGAUCCGCUCUACUCGCUCCGGCACCGUUUGCUCCAGACGCUCUCGCUUUCCGCCCUCGCCGAGUUCUUUAUCACUCCCGGCCCGUUUCCCAUCGACGGCAAGCUCCUCGCAUUCGUCCGCAUCUUCAACAUGGAUCAAAAAACAUUGAAAGACUGGAUACAAAUGGAAGAGAAUCUUUGCCUGAACUUAACGCUAGUGGAUGGUACUCUCGACCCUGCCCUCGAGACCAAGUGCUGGGAAUUCUUGCAAGUCAGGAUCAAUUUAUUGAUAAAGCAGUAUCCAACACCAUCGGAAAAUGUGGGCAAUCUGUCAAAAUUUCAACAGCUGGCCCAUACUCAGAUACAACUGGAAUUGGACAUAUUGAGAAACGCCUUGGAAUAUGUUAAACAACACUUGGACAUUACAUUAAAAUCAUAAUCACAUUUUAAAAUUAUUUAUUAUUAUAUCUUUAAAUAAUAUAAUUUAUCUGUAAGGACUUUCAAGUAAAAUAUAUUUUGUUUUUCAAGA